Patella vulgata (common limpet) is the source of this 2240-nucleotide messenger RNA. Its product is annotated as BRISC and BRCA1-A complex member 2. Lineage: Eukaryota; Metazoa; Mollusca; Gastropoda; Patellidae. Bases 57 to 1196 code for a protein of 379 amino acids. Gene Ontology annotation, cellular component: BRCA1-A complex; BRISC complex. The transcript is spliced from 11 exons. Gene Ontology annotation, biological process: double-strand break repair. The record is from RefSeq and is a predicted model, not a curated record.
UAAUAUGGCUGACUAAUGUAGGAAAUAUUUUUGUGAGGUGAACAAAAUAAUUAAAAAUGGUUUUAGAGAGAGAAAUAGUGGAAGGAAUACGUUCUGCUUUUGCUCCAAAUAUCAGGAAAUUUGUAGAGACUCUUGUUGUGGAAGGAAAAUUUGGAAUUUGUAAAGGAGAAGUGCGUGUUUUGGACCCGAAGACAGGAUGUCUGUCAAUAGCUGAUGAUCCAAAAUGUGAUCGGUUUAGAUUGGUAAUACCAUAUGCUGGCGAUUCAAUCACAUGGGAGGUAAUUUUUGAUUGCACUCAUCCUUCUAACCCUCCAGAUUUUAUAUUUGGUGUUGAUGAUGAAGGAUUUUAUCCCAAUAUAGAAGAUAUACAGAGUUUGGUGAUGUGGAACCCACAGGAUUCUAGAGGUUUGAUUUAUGUGAUACAAGAAUUAUUGCAGCACUAUCGUCAGUUUCAAAUUUCUUUAUUAGAGGGAACAAGACUGCAGUUUGAAUAUUCACAUUUAAUAGAACAUACACAAAGUAAGGCAGAUGAUAUCGAACUAGUGGUUUUUAGGAAUGAGGGAAGAAUUGGUCCAGUAAAUAUCCUAAUUAAAUUAGACCUGGAUUUAAGUAAAAUUCCACCAAUAUUGACAAAAGAUUUUGUUGGUAGUAAUUCAUCUGUUUUGUUAGUAAGUUAUGUAUCAGCUGAUGGCUACAGAGUUUCACCACAAUUAUUUCUCUCACCUGCAGUAGAAUUGGCUUUAGGUGGUUCAUCUCAUCUUAGAAUCCCGUCUUUUCCUUCUGGCGAAACAUUAUUUGAUUAUGUUCCCAAUGUUUAUCAACUCCUGAAAAAUAAGGUUAAGCAUGUUAUUGAUGGCUUUGAGAAAAGAGAAGAAUAUGUAGCAGCUUUCCUCGCCCAUUAUGGAAGGUCAAUAUUAGAAUAUGAUAAAGAAUCAUUUUCAAUGAUGUCAUUUUUAUUUGAGUGGAAUGAUUUUUAUUUUAUUUUUAGAACUGAACUACCAUUAUAUUUUCCACAAGAACAACCAACAUUUUUUCUUCAAUCUAUAUACCAUGAGAGUAAAGGUCGACCUUACACAGAAGUAUUUAAAGAUUAUCCCUACAGUCCAAGAUGGAGUGGCAAUGAAAUGGCUGAAAGAGCCAGGUUAUUUAUUUUAGAUAAAAUUGGCACAUUUCAAAAGUCAUCUGUUUUAGCUUGAUGUUAACUUGAUGAAGAUGAUAUGUUGAGAUCAUUUUAACUGAAGACAUCUAUAGAUACUGGAGAAGUUGUUUAAUAAAGUUGUGUAGCCUUUAUGUCAGCUAUUACAUAAAGUUCACUGACAAAAAUAUCAAAGAUAUUUAAAUGAAAAAUAAAUACAUUGUUCUUUUUGUUUUAUAAGUGCUGUAAGCUGUAACAUAUACACGACUCUUUACUGUUUAGUCAGAGCCCAAUAAGAUUGUGUAAUUACAGAAAUUGUAUGGAUAUUUAAUUUAAAGUUAAUUAAAAGCUUACCUGUAACUAGUUAACAACCAUGGUGCCAAGUGUACAUCAAAAAUUUAAUAGAAGUAAAUUGGUGUAUAUAUUCAUAUUUACUAUGUUAACCGUUGAUUGCCGUGUACCUGAAUGUUUGGUGAUCUAUACACUGGGUUCCCGGUAUGAAGACUAGGUAAACAAGUGAUGAUUGCAGCCAUGGAAAAGGUCAUUAUUUAUUUGGUUUUUCGUCAAUAUUUCAUUUUGUGGUACCCACUUUUGUUGCUGGGAUAUCUAACUUCUGAAGGUAAACAAGGGAUGACAGUAGUCGGAAAGGACAGACCUGUCGCACUGUGGGCGGUUAAGCAAUAUCCUACUGUACAUAAUAAUUAUUUUUAUGUAAUUUUUAACCAAACAAAAUUAUGAUUUCCAUUCAAUAAUAGUGGAUAAACCUUACAAAUUAUCAACGGAAUACUGUUACAUCUUUGGGGACAUAUUUACAUUAAAGCACAUUAUUACAUUAAAUCAUAUUCACUGGGCAAUUGCAUUUAUUAAUAUUCUUUGCUAGAAAUUAUUACAUAAAACAAAAUAUAUUAAUUCAAAGAGAAUUAAUGCACGCAAGCACGCACAUUGAUUUUUUUUGUGCCAAUAUUUCAAAUGGAAAAAUAAUACUUCAUGAAUAUUAUCUCAUUGAGAAAUGCUGUCCUUUUUUGUUAUGAAUAGGUUAUUGUGAUUUAUGUGAAUUUGUUUAUAUUUUAUUGUAAAUAAAUAUGUAAAUAACAAGGACAAGUCA